UUAGACCACGCCUGGCGUCUGGACUACGCAGCUCGGCGCUUGGAUGCUCACUGCCCUGCCUUUACCUCAGGCUUUACCUCACUAUGGCAUAUGGUUCGGACGUGGGCCCGGAAACACCGACCGGAACAGAAAGCCCCGAUCAAGAUGAUCAAUCUCAGACGGAUGUUGAAACUGUAGCUUCAUACAAGUGCUUCGUAUGUGGAAAGGGGUUCGCGAAAAGCUCACGACUGAAACUUCAUGAGCGUUCCCAUUCAGGAGAACGACCUUAUCAGUGUCCUUGGAAUGGAUGCACAAAAACAUUCACGCGUCUGUUCCAUCAGCAGCGCCACUACUAUAUGCAUACCGAUGAACGCCCUUUUCACUGUACAAUUGACGGCUGUACCGCAGCUUUCACUUCGAACUGCCGAUUGAAAAAGCAUGCAAGAACACAUGUGGAGCCUAGGCCCUACGCGUGCGACUGGGAAGGCUGUACAGAAAAGUUCUCGAAAAUCAAUCGACUUAAUAUACACAAGUCUCGACACCUCGGUGAGAAGCCAUACGCAUGCACAUUCGAAGAUUGUACCUGGAGAUUCGAUUAUCCAUCUCAAUUGCAAAAGCAUGUCAAGGCCAUUCACGAAAAUCUAUCUAUUUACACAUGUUCGCAUACUGGCUGCGAUCAAUCCUUUAAGCGCUGGACCGAUCUCUGUAAGCAUACAAAAAACGAACACACCACUCCUCUGAUAUGCAGCCUAUGCCACCAGGAGUUCAAAACAAAGCGUACACUUCGCGAACACUGUCAGACGCAUCAACUUGUCAGACGCAUGUUUAUUUGUAAAGUAUGCUAUUGUGAAUUCAGCACGUGUAGCAAUCUAAAAAUUCACGUCCACGCUGUUCACGCUAGAGAAAAGCGCUUUUCAUGCACAGAACCAGGCUGUGUAUGGGCAUCUGCAUACAAGCACUGCCUUGAUCGGCACAUAAACCGCGUUCAUAAUAGAACGAAUAUUGGGCCAAAACGAAAAUCAGCGUCCAAACACAAAAGGGAUGUUGCUGAAUUCGAAAGAGUAUUUCUGUGUCCCAACAAAAAUACAGGAGUACUCACGACCACUCACUGAGUUUGCAUUAACCUUCCUUCGUUCUGCAAGGCUUUAUGUAAUUACUGAAUGUCUCUCCAUGGCCAUGAUACUGGGAUUACAACAAUAUAUACAAGGGAUUCAUAAGAAAGAGAAUCGAAUACAGCAAGUAGUUAAAAAAAUUGUACACAUCACUUUUACCUUUUUCGGCGAAUAUUCCUUACUGAUGAUAUAAACUUCGCACACAUGUUCUUCCUGCCAUAGUCGUAUAUCAAUCAACUCGACUGUGCGUGAGACUUAUUUCUGUUUUUGAGAUUUUCUGUUCUAGAAGCUAAAAACUCGUCGGUAAUCACGUUUGGACGAAG
Schistocerca gregaria is the source of this 1414-nucleotide messenger RNA. RefSeq lists its product as uncharacterized. The transcript has 4 exons. The record is from RefSeq and is a predicted model, not a curated record. Lineage: Eukaryota; Metazoa; Arthropoda; Insecta; Orthoptera; Acrididae. Gene Ontology annotation, cellular component: nucleus. The coding region runs from base 84 to 1091 and encodes 335 amino acids. Gene Ontology annotation, biological process: regulation of transcription by RNA polymerase II.